This is a messenger RNA of Thalassophryne amazonica, 7181 nucleotides long. RefSeq names its product remodeling and spacing factor 1-like. Gene Ontology annotation, cellular component: RSF complex. The transcript has 16 exons. The coding region runs from base 16 to 4878 and encodes 1620 amino acids. The record is from RefSeq and is a predicted model, not a curated record. NCBI's taxonomy places the organism in Eukaryota, Metazoa, Chordata, Actinopteri, Batrachoidiformes, Batrachoididae. Gene Ontology annotation, biological process: regulation of DNA-templated transcription.
AGUAGUGUGGAAAAGAUGGCUGCUUCGGCGGCAAUGGCGAGUUCUUCUCCCGGUUUGUGUCCAAGUUACGCGGUGAUCUGCUCGUUUUUGGAGCGUUACGGGGCGCUGCUGGACUUACCGGAGCUCACCUUCCCCCAGCUGGAGCGAUACCUGCAGGACAAUUCGUGCGUUCCGAAGCUGCUCGUCGAUCUGCACGUCAAGCUGCUGAGGAAGAUCGGCAAGUCGGUGUCGGCGGACAGAUGGGAAAAAUAUCUGGCAAAGGUUUGCCAAGAGUUCAACACGGCGUGGGCUUGGGAACUGGAACAGAAUGGAUACAGAGCGAUGUCGAUGGAGAGCAAGACGGGCAUCCUCAAGUAUUUAUGUGAAUGUCAGUUUGACGAGAAUCUGAAGUUCAAAGCUGCCAUCAAUGAAGAGGAUCCAGAUAAAAUGCGUCUGCAGCCCAUCGGCCGGGACAAAGACGGACAGAUGUACUGGUUUCAGCUGGACCAGGACAACAAUGUGCGUGUUUAUGUGGAGGAACAGGACGACUUGGACGGCUCAUCGUGGAAGUGCAUCGUCAGAAAUCGAAAUGAUUUGGCUGAGGUCGUGGCGCUGCUGAAAACACAGAUUGACCCGGAGCUGCUGAAAAACGAGCAGGAUCAGGAAGCCAAAGUAGACGAUGGUGAUGAGGAGAAAGAAAAAUCAGAAAAAGGUGGCGAUAAAACAGCUGAGGUUACAUCAGAAGAAGAUGGUAAGGACACGGCUCAGACCAUUAACUUGGACUCACCAAAAGCAGAGACCGAAGAAAAAGUAUCACCAAAAGACAUCAAAAAACCAGAAGGUGCAGAGGCCAAAUCAUCGCUGAACGGCAUCAGUGAGGACAAGUGUGAUCCAGAAUUGGUCAUGAAGUCAGAAAACAGUUCUGUAGAUCCAAAAGGUCCUGCAAAGAACAUCAAAGAGGAACCGAUGGAAGUAUUGCACUCAAAACCGAGUGAAGUGGAGCUCGUCUUUGAAACACUACCUGUGCCGGUCAAAGCAGAACAAGGAGACGAGAUCAAGAGGAGCAGCGUGGAAGAGCUCCAGCAGGCGAUGAAGAAUGAGCAGCAGGCCAAGAUCCCUCUGAAGAAGAGAGGAAUGAAGUUCACAGAGGACUUCAGAACACAAAAGCCACUCCUUCCUCAGAUCAAAGAACCUCGUAAGUGUGAUGUAACAUCUGAACAAUCAAAGAAAAUGCACGGUGCGAUAGAUCACGUGAACGGCGACGCCCAGCAGACGCCAGAGAAAGUGUUCUGCGGUCGGCUCUGCGAGCAACAGAAGACCGUCGCCGCUGGCAACGAGCAGGUGCCCGAAGCAGCUACAGGUGACGGUGAAUCCAUAAAAGAACAAAAGAACAAGGUCUCGGAGGAGGUUACACUGUGCCACACAGAUGUGGAAAACAAAGGUCAAAGUACACAGGAAGAAAGAGGAACGGAUCCGCCAGCAACAGAGGUGACAUCAUCGAAGGACGGAAUGACUUCAGCUGAGAAGACGCUCAAUCAUGGAGCAUCAAAACCCCCAUACGGGAAAAUGGAUCAUGCGGGAGAAGAGACAGUCAUGUUAAAAAACGCUGUAGCAAAAGACGAUGAAUCAAAGGACACAAACAAAUCUUCAACACCAGACAGCGUAGGUGCGAAUCCACCAGAAUCGAGUCGAACUGAAGAAACGAACAAUAUGGACACUUCUGAAAAUUUAGCCGUCGUUAAUCACCAAGAAAAAUUAAGUAAUGCUGACGACAAAAAGACACUCGAUGCUAAUGUAGAGAAACAAGAUCAACCUGCUGAGAUGGGAGAUGUUAAAGUGUCACAGGAAGAGCUGUGUGAUUCUGAAAGUGUCUCAUCGUCUGUCAUUAAAAAGACUGAGAUGCUAAAACACGCCGAUCAAACAAAAAGUUUAGAGAGUCGUCAAGUUCCACACAAUUCUAAAGACAACCAUUUAAUUAUAGAAACAGAAGGAGCAUCCAACAUGAACCACACAAAUCCAGACGACACUACAGACAAAAAUAAAGUCAAAAACACAGAGACGAUUCCACCAGUAGACAAGGACAAAAUGUCUGCUGGUGCAGCUCACGACACGGAGACAGAAACCCAAGAAGAGACAGCAAAUCUUGAAGACAUGAAGAAGACCGCUGGUGCUGAGGUGAGCGAUCAGUGUGAUGCGACAAAGUCGCAAGAAGACAGGAAGAUCAUGCUGAAGUCCAAGACGUCUGAAGAAACAGACGGACCAUCCUGUCCCUUUGAGGACACAAAAUUAUGCCCUAAAACAAAUAAAAAUCCUGAAAGUGCAGACAAAGAGCAGGAAGAGUCACUAUCUCAAUGUAAAGAUGAGAAAGAAAACCUGAAGACCAACUGUGAUGAACUCUCCUGUCAGGAUGAAGUUGAAAAGAAACAGCUGGCAGAUAAAGUCUCAAAAAAGGAACUGAAAGAUGCAAAAGAUGAUGAUGAUCAUGAAACUUCAACAAAAACAGACAAACGGCGUUCAACAAAAGUGAGUAAAGACCCAGAAACAGAAUUGUCUGAAACCGAUAAACCGGGUCGCCACAGUGCAAGCAAAGAACCAGACUCAUGUAAGCAGCCUACCCUGGAGAACAAAGGCAGAAGGAAAGAAAGGACCUUGACCAGAGCAAAAUACAUCCUGGAUGACGGCAACACUCCAAAAGAAGUUCAGGAGGAACAUGUCCGUUUGAAAACAAAGACUCCAGCUCAUAGAAGAAAAGCUGAGCUCUUGAGAGAAGGGAGACGAGGAGAUUCAGAGUCCGACACCAACGUGGGGAGAUCCCUGAGGAGAUCACCAAGGAUCUCUCGACCAACUACAAAGGUGGUGGAGAUUCAGGACAGAAAGCAGGAGAAACCUCAGGUAGCACCAUCAGCUGAGAAGGAAGAGAAAGACCAGGACGAGGAAGAUGAAGAGGAAGAGAUGAAAGCUACUCAGAAGAAACCAAGAGAGAAAAAGGUGGAUCAGGAGGCACAAACGAAACCAAAGGGGAGAAAGAGACGAAACAUGCGAUGGUCCACCACACGAUCGCGGCGCAGGAGGAGAGACUCCGAAGACGAUGACGAAAACAGCGAAGAUGAAUUCAGCGAAGACGAGAGCGAGGAAGAAGACGACGACAGCGACGAAGACUACAAGGUGGAGCGCAGCAGGAAGCGACGGCGCUGGAACAGAGAACGGCAAGGCUCGGCUUCCUCGACCUCCUCGGAUGAUGAUCUACCUCCUAAUGAUGACCCCUGCAAACACUGCGGUCUUCCAAACCACCCUGAGCUGAUUUUAUUGUGCGAUUCAUGUGACAGUGGCUACCACACCGCCUGCCUCAGGCCCCCCCUCAUGAUCAUCCCAGACGGCGAAUGGUUCUGCCCACCCUGCCAACAUAAACAACUCUGUGACAAACUGGAAGAACAACUCCAGAAUCUCGAUGCUGCUUUAAAGAAGAGAGAACGCGCGGAGAGAAGAAAAGAGCGUCUGAUUUAUGUUGGAAUCAGCGUUGAAAACAUCAUCACUCCAUCAGUCGAUGUCGAGGAAGAAAAGAGUGAAAUCAUCAUCAAAGAGAAGAAAGAACCAAAGCGAAGUAAGAACUGGGGUCGAAGAUCAACGAGGGCAAAGAAAACCAUCAGUUACAGAUUUGACGAGUUUGAUGAGGCGAUUGAAGAGGCGAUCGAGGAAGACAUCAAAGGGGCAGAGGGCGGAGGAGCCGGUCGGGGUAAAGACAUGGCCAACAUCACAGGCCACAGAGGAAAGGACAUAUCCACCAUCCUCCAAUCAGAGGAGGGGAAGGAAAAUGGGCGACCACCAAGAACGAGCAACAGUCAUCGCCGGAAAAAACGCCGGCGUCUCAAUGAUCUGGAUAGUGACAGCACCAUGGACGAAGAGGAGAGCGAGGAAGAGUUUCGCCUCAGUGAAAGCACUUCAGAGGAGUUUGUUGCCUCUGAUAAUGACACAGAGGCGGAGUCUAAUGACAGCGGCAGUAACAGCAGCAGCAGGUGUCACAGUUCGUCACGAAGCAGGAGAUUUCUGACACGGCGGCGAAGUUCCCGGAAGAGGCGGAGACCGAGAGGCUACUCGGAUGAUGAGGAAGAAGAGACUGAUGAGGAUGAUGAAGACGAAGAAAUCGUGACCGAAGGCUCCAGUGAGUUCAGCGAUAGCGAUCUGGAUAUGAGCCGGCGGCGGUCUCGGCGGAGCCAGAAGAAGCAGGUCAACUACUGCGAGACGUCGGAAUCUGACGGCUCUCGCGCGGGAACGAACCGAGACAAAAUGAAGCCCAGACGGCGACUCGACAGCUCGGACAGUGAAGCGAGUUUCUCCAGAGACUCGGAGGAGGAGGAGUCGAGAGAACGGCGGCUGAAGAGGCAGGCUGACUCCUCGGAGGAAGACUCCCGGCAGCGGCGCAGGCGGCUCGCACUGAAACGCAGGAGAGCUUCCGAAGAGGAUGACUCAGACGACUCAUCGGACGAGUCCUCGGAAGAGGACCGGCCCGUCCGUAAACGGGUGAACCGCAUAGACUCUGACGAUGAUGACGAGGACCAGGUGGAGAAACAGAAGGAAAAGAAAACGAGUGAAAAGGUGGAAGAGGGCGGCGUUUUUUCAAAGGGAACAAACCAGCUGGACUACAGUCUGGCAGAGCUGCCGCCCACCAAUGGACAAAACCCAAUCAAGAGUCUGGAGGGCCUGAUCAGCCGGCCCGGCACCGCCGCUCCAGGCCUCAUACCGCACCUGGAACCGGCCAAAAACAUCAGUGCCACGCCCGCUGCAGCCAUAGCACCAAAUGGUCUGGUUGGCCAGGAGGUGGCAGCACAGGACGAUGACGAGGACGACCUGUUGGGCGUCACGGACCUGGUGGACUACGUCUGCAAUAACGAACAGUUGUAAAAACAGUGAUGUACAUUUAAUUUUUGGUGGUAUUGUAUUUUUAUAUUGCUUAACUUUAUUAAUCCCUCACCCGUCUUUGUGGUUUUUACUCGCUUCAUCCAGAGCUGAUCCGGAUCGUCAUCACCGGUCCUCAGCGGUCCCUAUGGGACCUGCAAAUCCUCACAUUCAUUCAGCUCACGAUCACCCACUUCCUCUGGACAAGUUAUCUUUUUUUUUUUUUUUUUAAUCACUCGUCUUUUGUCAUGUCAAAGUUUUUUUUUUUUUUUUUUUUUUUUUUAAUAGAAAAAUAAAAAAGGCACUCUUGUUGUUGUUUAAAGACAGCAUCAAUAAAUAAAGACCUUUUCACUCCAGAUGCGAUUAAUUUAUACAAAGAUUAAACGGCCCUUUUUUCUUGUUAAUUGCACCUUUCUCAUCAAAGAGUUUCGCUGGACGAAAUUGCGCUCAUAAUGUAUUUUCAUAUUUUGCCUCUAAAUACAACACGCACAGUCAACUGUCGACACCAAGUGCAAGUGGCUUCACGUUCAGGUCACUUAACAUAAACGUUAGCGCUUUUCCACUUCAAGAAAUAGGACCAGAACUACUGUAUUUUCCAGAGUGUAAAUUGUGGAGUUUUUAUUUUAUUUGGGAGUUCCUCCGACUUAUACUCCAGUGUGACUUAUGUACCAAAAAAAUCACACAUUCAUUAUGGAUAAUAAUUAUGACUAUUUGUAUCGGAAUCAAAGCAUUAACAAAGUAAACUAAUAAUUAAAGAACAAAUGCCAAUAAUAUAAAGUACAUUAUAACUUAUACUCCAGUGUGACUUGUAAUGCAUCUUUUUUUUUUUUUUUUUUUAGCUGGUGCGACUUAGACUUCGAAAAAAAAUAGUACUUGUUUUCACCAACGUAACUACUGCAUAUUUUUUAAACGACUUCUCAUUUCCCACCUGAGUCUGCCCACGCAGAGACGAGUUUAAGCGAAUCCGCAAAAGAUUUGUAUCGUACGCUGUUUUGUUUACACAGAAGCAGCAUUUUUGGAGCCCAAAAACACUACUCCCAGAGUGGAUAAAUCUCAAAACACAGCUUUUGCGUUUUUUGUGUGUACAACCAAUAUGCAACUUUUGUGAAUCGAUGAUGUCGUAGCCCCACCUCUCUAACCUUUACACGCAUGUUCCACGUCGCCUUCUACGGAACGCUUUUUGAAAACGGAAAAGAAAAAGCUUGUAUAGGGAAAGUUAUGUUUCCGUGUGGGCGUGUCUUUAGACUCGGUCCAGUGCAGUGAUCCAGGAUCUACGGGGAUCGAGUUUGAAACACGGAACAGUCCUGAUUUGAACAGAAUUUGUAUGUAAAAUAUUAAACACUGAAUCUUACUGUAGUUUUAAGCUCACUCCGUUUUUUUUUUUUUUUUUUUUUUUUUUUUUUUUUUUAAAUCCUGGUGGAAACAGGCAGCAGUAACUUGGAACUAGAGGCUGGGUAGUUCUGGUACUGGUAAUGGUUACUGUUACUUUACCUUGGACCACCAGACGGGUCCGGGUGGUUGUGACUCUUUCAUCCUCUGGUUUUGAGUCAAGCUGUCCCAGCAUCAUCUCAAGCUGUUCGCAUUCCUUAAAAUGUUACACUAAAAAUAUCCUUAAUAAUUGACAUCUUUAUGCUCCGCCUCAUGUAGAGAUCCAGAGUCUCAGCCGUCUGUACUUGGACUGUUUUGAUGAUUGAAACAAAAUAUUCAGUUUGUCUGACAACCAUUUUUUUCAAAUCUUACAGCGGGAAAAUGGAAGUUUUUCUAAAGUCACAGACGGUCGGCAUUUUUUUUUCCUGUUCCAGUCCUGUUUUGGAAAAUAGUUGCGUGUAACGUAUUUUGGGGAAAUUGUAUGUAUUUUAUAUUGAGCUUGAACGUGCAAAACGGUGACUUUUUUAAACUUCCCGUCGCACUGCAAUCCUUUGUUUUGAAAUCGUAGAUGUGUCCACCAGAAUCAUGUCGCAUUUGCUGUGAAUGUUUUUAUUUUAUCACAGCAGAUUCUCUUACACAGAAAAUCAUUAUUUGAUUGUCAUAUUUGUCGUCUUUGGUGUGUAAAGGUCUUUCUUUGGCUGUUUGGUUUUUAUCACAGGUGUUUGGUGUCUAAAGUCAUUCCGUAACUGAUGAUCAUGUUUUUGUUCAGUCAGUCGUGUUUAUAAUUUCAGUCCUUAAAUUGUUUGUUUUCCUCCAUUCUGUGCAGUUUUUUGUUGUUGUUUGAUUAUCUGAGAUAUUGAGGUUAAAAGUCAACAUCAUUUGAAAAGAACAUCACAAAAGCAAAGACAUUUGUGAGAAAUAGGUCAAAAGUGCAUCUUAAA